Manis javanica (Malayan pangolin) is the source of this 2873-nucleotide messenger RNA. NCBI's taxonomy places the organism in Eukaryota, Metazoa, Chordata, Mammalia, Pholidota, Manidae. The record is from RefSeq and is a predicted model, not a curated record.
AUCUCUGUUCCGAUAAGGAAAAUGAGUUUCACAGCUGAUACAAGAUUUCACCAACGUCAGAGAAGUGGCCAGCUUCAGACCUAGGACACUAAAGAUCUCCUGACUCCCAGUUGAAAUCACUUUCUUCUUUCCUGACAUUCAUUGGCUGCCCAAUCAAUAUUGACUUGGUCUCAAAAUACUGUAAAUAACCAUGCCUGAAAAUAAGACAGUUUCCUGUUCUCCCACUGGAAGUGACCAAACCAAGAAAGGAAUGGGGUGUGCAGAGUGGGCCAUGCGCAGAACAAGCCGUGCACAGAAUGGACCGUGCGCAGAGCAGGCCGUGCGCAGAACGGACGACAAUGCCACAUCACAAGCUCUGGUUCUAUUUGGUGCUCAUAAAGAAGCUAUUGAGAUUUCUCACAAAAAUAAAAUGACAAAUACUGAAGGGGUGAAUAAAAGCAUUUUUUUUAGCUACCCAUGUCGACGUCAAAGCUGUGCUUUAGUGAACAUCCCAGCACCAUGUGUCAACAAAAUGAUUUCACACAUUGAGGAUGUGGGAUCUAAAAUACAGGAGCAUUUGAAAUGGUUUGAAACUUCUUUUGAGGAAUGGAGCAGAACUUCUUCCACAAAAGACCUUAAUGAAGAAAGGAGUUUGGCUUCACCUGUGAAAGAGGUCAAAUUAGAAGAAAAGAAAGAUGAAAAGUGCUCAGAAUUAAAGCAGGACAUGGAAAUGUUGCUAUCAGAGGCCAUUUAUCUCAUUAGAAGUCUAGAAACUGACCGUGCAGAAGCUGAAGAAGCUUUAAAACAACAAAAAUUAAGAAAGGAAAAGAUUGUCAUGAAAAUUGAUUCUUGGUCAGUCUGGAGACUUCAAGAAAUCCCAUUAGCUGUGCAGAAAGACUACAGAAUAAUGAAACUACAUGAACAAAUUCUUAAAGAACUUGAAGAAACUAUAGAAAACUGUGAAAAUGCCAAAUCAAAUGCUCAACGAACUAGAGAAGACUUUGAAAAAGAUAUUUAUAAUGAUGAAACAAGCAUAGAUGCCUACAAGAGGGAGGUGGGCAAGCUGAGUGACCUGUGCGCCCACUACUGCACGUCAGCUGAGUGUGUCAGCGUCAGUAUCGAGGAGAGUGAAAAGGCUGUAACCAAGGCACUGAAGGAGACUAAGACAUCAGAAGGAGAACUGCUUGUUUUAUCAAAAACGCUGGAUAAUUUGAAACGAUUUUAUGAUAACUUAGUCUGGAAGAAAAAAGGUCAUGAAAAGGCGUAUCUGGAAGCACUUAACGAUUUUUAUGCUGCAAAAAAUGCAUGGGAUAUUGACCUUUCUAAUGUCGCAAAAGAUUUUUCAGAUAUUUCAAUAGCAUAUACUCAAUUGAUGGAAGAAAAUAGAAAAAUUGGGAUCGACAUUGAAACCAUAACAGGUUCUAUCAAUGACAGUAUAAAGACAAAGUCAGACUUUGAGUCUAAAAUCCAAUCUUUGAUAAAAGUGAGAUCCAAAAAUGGUGACUAUCUUAAACAGCUAUACAAGGAAGCUUAUCGCAUUGCUGCUGUUUUCCAACUGACUAGAUUAAAAACAGAGGAAUUAGAAGAGAAAAUUGCAGAAGUGAGAAGAAAAUUCAAGGGUAGAGAAGAAUUCUUGAAAAGACUAACUCAAGGGGAAGUGGCUAAUGGAAUAGUGAUUCAGAAAAGACUGUUUGCCAUUCAAGAAGGCCAGGUGCUUGAGAAGCAGGAGUUUACUGAAAGGAGAACAAAAUAUGCCUUAGAACUGGCAGACAUGGAGGAACCUCUGCUUCAGCUGGAGAAUGAUGCCACGAGGCUCAGAGCUGCCCACCAAGAGCAUUUGGAUUCACUAAAUAGUAUAAUUGAGAGGAGAGAAUAUGUUAAAAGAAAUCUGGAAAAAACAAAGAAAAAAUUGCAAAGAAAGGGAAAGAAAACACAUGUUGCACUAAUGCAAUCUGAGGCAAAAUGCUCAAUAAUUUUUAAAGAAUUAGAGGAUACUAAAAGUAAAACAAUUACUUAUCAUACAAAAAUAAAUCAAUUGAAUAAGGAUUUGGAAGAACAACAAAAGGAAAAGAAAAUGUUUGAUCAGAUACUUGAAAAUUUAAAGGAACAAUUUCUAACUAUGAGAUAUAAAAAAGAACACAUACAAGCUGUGUUUGAUCAUCUCACAAGUGAGAAAAAAGUCUGUGAAGAGAGAAUCUAUGAGGAAGAUCAGAGAUACAGAACACUCAUUACCAUGAGGCAAAAAACUCUGGCAGAUGUUAAAGUGAGUAUUGAUGAUUCACUAAAAGAAAAUCUGCAUUUAGCUCAAGAGUACCAGAAAUUACAGACUACUUUCUUAACAGAAAAGGACCACUACUUCAAUCUGUACAAUGAACAGUUAUCACUCAGUGGUUCACUUAGAGAUAAGAAACAGCUCUGUCAGCUGCAGGAAAGGAUACACAAGGUGUGGCAGAAACACUUCAGACUGGUGGUGCUCUACAGCCGGAUGAGCCUGGCCAGGUUCCAGACAGACUCUCGGGAGAGUAUUCAGAAAAUAUUAGCUGUGCAGGAGGAAUCUUCACAUCUAAUGCAACACAUCAUAGAUUUCUUCCAGACUUUGACAGAUGGUUCAUGUGAAAACGAUGGUUAAGCAAACAACCGGUGUAUCUUGGAUGCUGAAAUAAAAGACAAGAAAAGUCACACAGUUCAGAUAACAGUGUAAUUGGACAUUCACCUGUUUGCCAUUUCACACUUUCAUGGACGGAAAACCCACUCACCUCCCAGCAUGCUUUGCCUCUCUCACUUACAGCACAUCCAUGACAAUGAAACAGGUGACUUUCAUGCUGCUGUCAGGAGCGAUCUAAUUUCAGCUCUGGGUGACUGAUUGCAAUUGGCUUUGCCUCGUCUGAUAAUUA